AUGGCUGGCUCAGUUGCACUAGACGAUAGCACAAACAGUACGUUGAAUCUAGUCGAUAGAAUUGUAAUACAUCCGGAAUUUGACGGAUCACGGCUGCCCGAGAGGGACAUCGCCCUGAUUAGGUUAGCGAACAGCUUAAUUUUCGAUAGCAGGAUCAAUGCCAUAGCCAUUCCUGAGCAGGGCUACACACCUGAAAGGGUUUUGGGGUGCACAAUGGCUGGAUGGGGAGCUGAAAGCUACCUCGGCGAUAUCCCACUGGACAUGAGAGUGCAGAAAUUGCGCACACACGAUUUUGCCCUGUGCAACAACUCGUACAGCAUUUUAAGUGUGUCUCUGCCUGAAGAAACUCAAUGUGCUAUAAGACCUAUUCUGGGAACCUCUGUUCCCUGCACGGGUGAAUGGGGAGGCCCCCUUGUUUGCACGAGGGACGCUGCUGAAGGCCCAGUGCUGCUUGGUCUCGCUUCAGGAGAUCCAAUUCCUUGCGGAUUCACAAUUUUCAAUAUUGAGCUAUUUUCCCUUCCUUACAUGUUCACCAGAAUCAGCAGCUUUACGGACUGGAUUUAUCAGACAAUACAAGAGCCUGCUGAGGCUGAGGCAUCAAUGUUUCAAAAAUGA
Molecule: messenger RNA, 615 nt
Organism: Cloeon dipterum
Lineage: Eukaryota; Metazoa; Arthropoda; Insecta; Ephemeroptera; Baetidae
Product: chymotrypsin-C-like
Exons: 3
Coding region: 1-615 (204 amino acids)
Biological process (GO): proteolysis
Molecular function (GO): serine-type endopeptidase activity
Source: RefSeq, a predicted model, not a curated record